Messenger RNA from Cordyceps fumosorosea ARSEF 2679, 564 nucleotides. RefSeq lists its product as hypothetical. The transcript has 2 exons. The record is from RefSeq and is a predicted model, not a curated record. NCBI's taxonomy places the organism in Eukaryota, Fungi, Ascomycota, Sordariomycetes, Hypocreales, Cordycipitaceae. The coding region runs from base 1 to 564 and encodes 187 amino acids.
AUGCAAGAAUCACUCUCGUCCCUUCUUUGCAGCGAGACAUGGCACUAUGACUCUGACUACGCGAACCACAUCAUCUUUCAUGAGAACGGCACAGGCAAGUUAAUAUGUCGCACGGAGCUCAAUGUCUGGAUCGCCGCCGAAUUUGACUGGCAGCCACACGACCAACAAGCAUUCAGCCAAACGGUCGACAUUGCCAAGUAUGACAGCUCGCCAGCCAGCCUUCAGACAACAAAAGUCGACAUGACGCUCACGCAGCGCCGCAUCCCGAAGCUCGGGAAUGUGGACAUGAGCAAGUAUAAAAUAAACGAGUCGUUACUGGUGGAAGCCGCCUUUCAGCCAAAAACGUACACGUUUACUCUUGAAAAGGGAAACUUUUUUACACCCUACGACGCUCAGUCUCCGGAGGGCUUGACGGAAUUCACGCCGAGGUUCCAGCUUCGUCUGACAUUUGACACGUCGCCGUACCCGCCGCGGGAUGAGUGGAAGAAGCCGGAGGAGGGGCCGGACUCGAUCAAGUUUUGGGAGUGGAAGCAGUUUUGUGGGCGAAGGUUAGGGGAUCAAUGA